Molecule: messenger RNA, 2655 nt
Organism: Vigna unguiculata (cowpea)
Lineage: Eukaryota; Viridiplantae; Streptophyta; Magnoliopsida; Fabales; Fabaceae
Molecular function (GO): protein binding
Source: RefSeq, a predicted model, not a curated record
AAGUGAGGUUAGGGCCUCCGUUCACAAUCAGCACCGAAGAUCGGAGACGACGCACGUGCAAACAUGACUUCAGUUGGUUGCUAACUAACUACCACAAAUCGCCACAAAACCCCACCGGCGCAAAUUAGCACCGCCACCGCAAACCCUCUCCAAAUCCAGCACGAUUCUAUUUCCCUGUACCAAGAUCGAUCAAUUCUCGAUGCUAUUGAGUAACGAUAACAACAGCGACUUUCGUUUGCGCUUGUAGGCGACGAUGGAGAAGAUGCGUCACGCGGAGGAGCUGGUGAGGGAGUUUCUGGUGUUCCGCGGCUUCACCAACACCCUCGAAUCAUACGAGACCGAAUUGCGCACUGACAUCGGCAAGGGUUUCGAGGUCGACAAGAUCCUCGACCUAAUCUUCUCCGUCUACGUUCCAAAGUUCCACGCCGAUAAGCUUGUGGCGCUUCUCGGGUUCUUCAAGCACUACCUCUCUUCCUCCUCCGACACGCCGCUCGUCUCCACGCUCUUGAAGUUGGAGGCUUCUAUUCUACGCUUUUAUGUCGUCCACGCCGUGCAGUGCAACCGCAACGACAAGGUGGUUGAGUUCUUCGCAGUAUACGGCACCGAAUUGCUGCAGAGGUCGCAAGAUUGGACCCAAUGGUUCGCAAUUCCUUAUAAGAAGAACCCGCACUUGGAUCCCGAGUUUCGGGUUUUUUUCUCCAAGGAGUGGUAUCAGGCAUUGCAUCUUUCUUCUAGAAACUUCUUCAGCGAGGUUUUCAAUGCUACUCGUCUACCUGCACUACUGAAGGUUAGUUCGGAGAUGAAUGCUACUAAUAUACUCAAAAGGGAUAUCGUACAGUUAAAUCUGAAGUUAUCCCAACUUCAGGGUUUGCUUGAUGAGAAAGAGGCACAGUUACGUCAAUUUAGAAGUAUGGAUGGGAGUACUGGUUCAUCAAGCAAUUUACGUGAAGAAACUGCUCGUACGGUGAAAAGUUCUCCGGAUGUUUUUCCAACUACCACUUCACAAGUAGUUCAAAUCGAGGUUAUCCAAGAUUUAGCGGUGGGUGAACUCGGAAAUGUUCAUUCCGAGUUGAUUGGCUCCACAUCUUGUGAUGAUUCAGCAUUUCUAUCGGAAGACUGUUUGAGGAAUGGCGGAGCUGACGAUGCCAGUCUAAAAGAAAACGAUGGGGAUGAGGAUUUUGCUGAGGUCAACUUAGAGCACCAGGAGACAUUUUUGGGGCACACUAGUCCAAUCAGUCGAUGCCGCUUCUCUGCAUCUGGAAACAAUAUUGCCAGUGCUUCUCUGGAUGGAACUGUCAGGAUAUGGACUUAUGAUACAUCAACACCAGUGUCUAGAAACGCAACCAUAUAUUGUGGCACUGAAAUUUUGUCCCUUGACUGGGAAUGUAAAUCCGACCGCUUGCUUCUUAUUGGUACAUCCGAUGGGUGCAUUAAAGCAUGGAAUGUGGAUGCAAAGAGAGUUGUCUGUGAUCUCAGCACAACUGAAUCAUUUCCAAGUGUAUUGGACAUAAAGUGCAGUCCUGUGGAACCUAUUUUUGUGUCUGCAGCAGCAUCUGGAGGUGCUGGUUCCAAAUAUGUUGACAACCUGGGUUUCGCUUCUCUGACUGUGUGGAACAUGAAGACAUGGAAAGCCAUGACAGUCCUUCCUCUUGGAGAAGAUCCCCCAGCAAUAACUUCUCUAUGCUUUAAUCACAAUGGAAAGAUUUUGGCAGCUGCUGCAGUUGAUGGAAUGAUUCACAUGUUUGACAUGUCUGCUGGUCUACAAAUCACUGGCUGGCCAGCACAUGAUUCUUCCAUCAGUUCUAUUUUGUUUGGACCAGACGAGACUAGCAUUUUUAGCCUUGGCUCUGAUGGGAAGAUUUUUGAGUGGAGCUUGCAAAAUCAAGGUCAAAUCCUGUGGUCGAGAGACUGUAGUAGGCCUCUCCUGAAGCCUUUUUCUUCAUCUAUUCCUUUGUUAAUCUCAACAGGCCAGAACAUCAUCGUAAGUUUAGAUGGUGGAAGGCAGAGGUUCUGUUACCCCCUCAACGAUUCAAAAUAUUUCAGACACGAGAUGGCAUUAGACGCAAAUGGGAGGAGACUCUUGGUAACAUCAAGUUCAGUCAGAGCACCCAUAUAUCAGGUUCAUGGUCAGCUAAGUGGUUGGAGAACACUUCCGCACGGUGCUCCUAUUACUGCCGUAGAUUGGCAUCCGACCCUGCCCAUUUUCUUGACUGGAUCAGCUGAUAACUCCGUCCGAGUAACAUCUUUGUCAUAGCACCAGGUUGUAACAUGUGAGUCUUUUUAUUAUUCUUUUUUGAGACUUCAUUGGAUUUUUAUGUUGUAAUAUAUUGGUGUUCUCUCUCUCUCUAGAUUGACCAUAGAUGUAUAGAGGUUACCAGCCGAUCUUAUAUUAUAAGCAGCAUGUUUUGCUAUUUACACACACAAAUACCAUUUUUUAUGAAUAUUCCAAAGGCUCAAUUUUUUUAUAAGAACCAACUUGGACUUGAUGUACUUGGUUUGUUUUGAGUUGAUGAUCACGUGUAAGAGAUAUGGAGACCUUCUAAACUAGAACACUCAGCCUUGUAUUUUGUUUUCCUGUGAAUUUCAGGUCUCUUAUUUGUAUUUGGUUAUCUCAUGUCCAUUGUAAUUAAUGCAUAAUUGGGGGUGUUACCUUGA